Corvus hawaiiensis (hawaiian crow) is the source of this 1206-nucleotide messenger RNA. RefSeq names its product alpha-aspartyl dipeptidase-like. The record is from RefSeq and is a predicted model, not a curated record. NCBI's taxonomy places the organism in Eukaryota, Metazoa, Chordata, Aves, Passeriformes, Corvidae. Gene Ontology annotation, molecular function: serine-type peptidase activity. Bases 45 to 785 code for a protein of 246 amino acids. Gene Ontology annotation, biological process: proteolysis. The transcript has 8 exons.
GAAGGGGCGGACCGGGCUGGGCUGGGAGCACGGCGCGGCUCGGCAUGGGGGGCCCGCGGCGCCUGCUGCUGAUCUCCAACUCCACCCUGCACGGAGGGGGCUACCUAGGCCACUGCCAGCAGCACAUCCAGAGCUUCCUCGGGCAGAAGGUGAAGCGGGUGCUGUUCAUCCCCUACGCCCUGCACGACCGCGACGCCUACGCCCGCACGGCCAGGGAGAAGUUUGAAAGCCUGGGUUAUGGGCUGGACAGCAUUCAUGAAUCUUGUGAUCCAGUGGAAGCUGUAAGGAAAUCGGAAGCAAUAUUUAUUGGAGGUGGGAACACAUUCCGUCUCCUGAAAGCUCUUUAUGACAACAGUCUGAUACACGAGAUCAGGAAGAGAGUUCUUGAGGAUGGGAUUCCUUACAUGGGAUCCAGUGCAGGAACUAACGUUGCUACUGUCAGCAUCAACACCACCAAUGACAUGCCAAUUGUUUAUCCACCUUCCCUGAAGGCUCUAGGAUUAGUUCCUUUUAAUAUUAAUCCCCACUACCUGGACCCAGACAUUAAAAGAACUCACAUGGGUGAGACAAGAGAGGAAAGAAUCCGCCAAUAUCAUGAGGAACCAAACACCCCUCCAGUUCUGGGCUUGCGGGAAGGUACGAUGCUGUUAGUGGAAGGAGAUAAAGCCACGCUGCAAGGAGUGACAGGAGCACGUCUGUUUUUGAGGGGUAAGAAACCAACUGAACAUGAGCCUGGAACAGAUUUCAGUUUCCUCCUGAAUGACAGUAAUCCCCUGAAUCCAUAGCCUUCCAUAUUCUGCAGCAAAAGUUACUAUAUGGGGGAGACAAUGAGGAAGAAGGAAAUAGAUGCUUGUUGUCUCAGGGUGAGUGGGGAACUUCAGCUUUAUAAAUAAAUAUGCAUUAGUGGGCUCUUUCCCUCACCCCAAUUCAUGUGUUGGACAUCUCCUUCCCACAAAAAGACAUUUUUUAUUGCAAUACUUUGGUAAUCAUAGCUAUGCAAAGCUUGAAAGGGCCUGUACAUUCACGUAUCCACUUUGAUUCCUUCCCCACCAAAAAAAAAAUUUGCCUUAACACAAUUAAGACAGGAUACUGAGUCAGCUGUUCCUGCUGCCUACUUUUACCUGCUAAAUAAAAGAAUCGUUCAUUCAGUGUACUCCCACAGUUUAAUUUUUGUGCUAUUAAUAAAGGGAAAAGUUAUGUAUUCAA